AUGCGCAAUGGUGACCAAUUCCCCAGCCGCUUUCUCGGGGUGCAGGAGGCGGCAAAUCUGCUAGUCAAUGCAAAGAUACAAACGAACGCUGAAAAUACGGUUGGGUUUCUGACGCUCGGGGGUAAUGCAUGCACGGUGUUUGAAACACUCACCCUAGAUGUGGAUCGGGUUAUGACAACCCUCGGCAAGAUUCCUAUCAGCGGGAAGCAAUGCCACUUCUCUAAAGGACUGCAGAUCGCGUCGCUUGCGUUGAGCCACCGCACCAACCCCCGGGCUGAGAAACGCAUUGUCGCGUUUAUCGGCUCACCUCUAAAAGAGACUGAUGAACAACUGGACAAACUGGCGCGCAAGCUCCGGAAAGAUGAUGUGGCAGUCGAUGUCGUUGCGGUUUGCGUUGAAUCGAAUGUCCCAAGGCUGGCUGCGUUUGUCGACAAGGUGAGUAAACAGGGGAACUCACGCUUCUUGAGCGUGACAGCGUCCGAUAACAUCACAGAUGUGCUGAUUUCGAAUCCCAUUAUGUUGGGCAACGACGCCGUUGCUGGCGCGCACGACGGUCAGAACGACUACCAGGGCUUCGGCAUCGACCCGUCGACGGACCCAGAGCUCGCCAUGGCGAUCCGCAUGUCCUUGGAAGAAGAAGAACAGCGGCGGGCGGCAGCGGCGACGCUGGCGGCACAGAGCACAGCGCCUGCCACCGAGGAAAAAAAGGACGCCGCCCCGAGCCGUCAAGAGAACCCUGUGGAUCUGGACAACAUGUCGGAGGAGGACUUGAUUGCACGCGCGUUGCAAAUGUCGUUGGAGGAGGCGAGAAAGGCGUCGCAGGGGGCCGCAGGGGCGGGCGCUGAGGCCGCCACUGACGACGAGCAGGCGUUUCUUCGUGAACUUGAAAGCGAACUAGAGAGACAAGAACACUCGCAGGGAGACAGCCACCACCCGAACGAGGAGGGGCCUAAAGAGGACAAAGAGAAGUGA
Molecule: messenger RNA, 972 nt
Organism: Trypanosoma grayi
Lineage: Eukaryota; Euglenozoa; Kinetoplastea; Trypanosomatida; Trypanosomatidae
Product: proteasome regulatory non-ATPase subunit
Exons: 1
Coding region: 1-972 (323 amino acids)
Biological process (GO): proteasome-mediated ubiquitin-dependent protein catabolic process
Cellular component (GO): nucleus; cytosol; proteasome regulatory particle, base subcomplex
Molecular function (GO): polyubiquitin modification-dependent protein binding
Source: RefSeq, a predicted model, not a curated record